UUUUCUAUUCUUGUCUUCGUUGCAGUGGUUGUAGUUGGACACCGACGUUUGGAUUCUGCUUGAUGUAGCUUUCAGUCCAACUCCUGCUGGUGCUCAGGGUCUACUAUCAUCUAGGACUACUCCUGGGACUAAUUUUUUUCAGCUCUUGCCUUAUUUUGUACCAAGUUUCUUUGGUGAUUGGCAAUCCGUGCUGAGGUUUGCAGAGUCCAACCGUCUGUCGCAGCACUACUUCCACGAUGCUCAGGGAGACAGCGUUCAGGCGGUGUCCUGUUGGACCUACAACCCUUCUGAGCUGCAGAAUCAGUCUGUCAUCUGCGCACGAGGUGUAUUCACGCACUGUUGGGCAUGCUGGACACACUGCUAACACGUCCAACAGUUUGAAGCACGCGCCCAGACUGCAGGGACAUGGCUGCCGCGCUAUCGCCGGUGCUCGCUCGCAGUCGCCGGCACCGUUCGCGAGCGGCUCCGCUCGCCAGAAGUUGUCCUGCGCGCCGAGCAAAGCUGCGCCCACGUCCACGGCACGCCACACACUGGCUAACCGCCUGCAGACGGAUUACUCCGACGUGCUCGGCGCGCUGCAUCUGCCUCAGGCGCCGACGGCAUUGCAAAGCUUGCAGCGCUGCACUCAGUCCGUCGCGCUGGCCAGCCACCUCCCGCGACCGUCAUCAAUAGCUACGGCGCAAGACCUACAGAUGCUGGCCGGCAAGCAAGCCGCUAGCAAGGUAUCGCCACGUGUACUCUCCGUGAUUAGCGCUAUCACACUGUCAGGGGCUGUCGCCGGACAGCAGAUUGUGUCGUCGUCGGCAACAUCCAAGUCAGAUGAGCGGCAGCAGCCAUCCAGCCAUCGUCGGCAGUCCGGGACGCCAGGAAAGCAUCCCGUUCUGCAGUCCACGUCACCGCCACCCAGUGUCAGCGUGCCUAUCGUACCACAAUCAGAUUUCCCCGCACGCAAUCACGGGGACCAUCACCUAACGCUCUGUGCACCCAGUCCGGGAGGGGAAGGUCCGCCGCGUCAACCGGAGAAGAAGCAGAAAAAGAAGGAUCCUGCAGUCCUGCGUGUCUCCAAGGCUGAUGCCACGGAGCUUGCAUCAGCACUGGAUCGACUGCAAGCCGAGCUUCCGGAGAUCUUUAGUGACAGUCGCCACUUCUCCAUCUACUCAGAAGAUGUCGUGCUGGAGAAUCAGAUGUACCCGUUCAACUAUCGCACGCAGGGCUUCUCCCUCUACCGUACACAAGCGUCUAUGAUCCAGGCCAAGUGGCGGCUGUUGUGUCGCGAUCUCGAGUUCCACUUGCUCAGUAGCCAGAAGCGACCGGAUGAGAGUUGCGUGGUGGUGCGCUGGAAGAUCGUCGGCUGUCCACGGUGGCUGCCGGGCAAGAUGACAUCGCCGGAGAGAAUGCGCUAUCUGGAUGGCUUGUCCACGUUUGAAGUCAACGGCCUCGGCCAAGUGCACCGGCACAAAGUCACCAAGGUGCGUCGUGAUGGUGAGGUUCAAUUCAUGCGUACUCUCCCAGCUAUGGGUAUCGUGGCACUGGGUCUUGCCGGCCUCAAGAAGGAGCUGUGCGAUAACUUCUGCCGAGUUUUUCGCCGCUGAUGUUUGCCUCCGCUGCAACUGCUGUCGUCAAAGUGCAGAUAGAUGAACUGCUGUACUGCAGCUGCUAUCGCCAAUACAGAGAGAUGAACUGCUAUGCUUCAACUGCUAUCAAUACAGGUAGAUGAACUGCUAUGCUUCAACUGCUAUCAAUACAGGUAGAUGAACUGCUAUGCUUCAACUGCUAUCAAUACAGGUAGACGAACUGCUAUGCUUCAACUGCUAUCAAUACAGGUAGACGAACUGCUAUGCUUCAACUGCUAUCGCCUAUACAGGUAGAUGAACUGCUAUGCUUCAACCCCUAUCGCCAAUGCAGGUGAACGAGCUGUCGUGCCACCACGACUCUAGACCUUUCUGCACACGGUAGGCAAGCUCACGGGGUUUCGCGCACGCUGAUGCUGCCGAGGUCACCUGCCGCACACGUGCUGUGAUAACUGCAGAAGUCCUCGCGGUGCCUGUGUGCGUGUACGUGUGUGUCUGUGUGUGUAUCUGUGUACAUGUGUGUAUGCGUGUGUCUGUGUGUGUGUUUGUGUGUGUGUGCACCGCAAUGCUUUCACCGUGAAUGCUGGUCUGUUGUGCUGCCUUGUGCCACUGCCUGCUGCUGCUGCCCUGCAAAGUGCUGAGUGCACAUGUGUACCUGAAUUAACCUCUUGCUACUCAUAACCUAGCAUUGCUGCUGGUAUGCUGGUAUGCACCUGCAGAAACCGCUCAUACAUGUGCAUGUGCAUUGGCACUGCUCUGGCGCCUCUCACUGCGUACAUGUCCAGUGCUUGUAACGCUAUUGGGACUAGUCUCCAGCGACCGCUCGCAAAGUGACCUGGCUGCGACACUCUCAGUGUUCUGCUCUCACUCUCUCUCUGUGUCUCUCCUCCGUGCCCAUAGUCAUUCUGUUCAUGCUCCUUGCGUCUCCUUUUUCCCUUGCCCCUUGUCUAUCGUAAUCGUCACAACAACCCAAUCAACCCUCUCUCUGUGUCUUGAUUUCUCCUUGCUUGAUUAUUUAUACUCCCGUCUUGUGAAGCUGGUCUUCUUAUUUUCCUUACUUUUUGCCUAUCGUCUUCGUUCUGCACUUUACUACCGGACUUUGCUGUUAUAUCCUACUUCCUACUCUCCUACUACUACGGUACUACAACAUUGCCCUACUUCUUGCUUCCGCGUCACCUAGUAGAUCUAACUGGUCUCUUUUGCGUAUGCCGGUCAUUGGAGUUGUGAACAACGGACGUUUAUGAUUGUUGCGUUUGCAAUGCAAUGCGUUGUGUCCA
This is a messenger RNA of Sycon ciliatum, 2848 nucleotides long. RefSeq lists its product as uncharacterized. The record is from RefSeq and is a predicted model, not a curated record. The transcript has 5 exons. Bases 237 to 1592 code for a protein of 451 amino acids. NCBI's taxonomy places the organism in Eukaryota, Metazoa, Porifera, Calcarea, Leucosolenida, Sycettidae.